AUGAAGUACUCCUACGUCCUCCUGGCCACCGCCGGCCUCGCCGUCGCCCAGCAAAAGUUCACCGACGUUAUCCCCAAGUGCUCCGUCGAGUGCCUGACCCAGGCCGUCAAGGACGGCACCAAGUGCAGCAGCAUCGACGACUCGGCCUGCAUCUGCGAGGCCACCAACUACCGCAACAUCUACACCGUCGGUGUUCCCUGCGUCCUCCAGUCCUGCCCCAGCGACGUCGCCACCGGCGAGCUCCUCCCCGCCGCUGCCAAAUUCUGUCGCGAGGUCACCAACGGCGCCUCGGUCCCCCCCGUCGAGUCCGCCUCCGCCGCCGUCUCUUCCGCCAUCGCCUCUCUCUCCUCCGCUGCUGCCUCGGCAUCGGCUUCCGCAUCGGCCUCUGUGUCUGCUGCCGCUUCCGGCGUCACUACCUCUGCCUCCGUCACAUCCGCCCCCACCGCCGCCGCUUCCGGCUCGGGUGCCGCUGCUACCUCCACGGCUCAGCCCGCCGCCGCCGCCGCCAUGGGCUCUAUGGGCGCAUUCGGUAUGAUCGCUCUCGGAGCUCUCGCCGCCCUUUGA
This is a messenger RNA of Colletotrichum higginsianum IMI 349063, 564 nucleotides long. RefSeq names its product CFEM domain-containing protein. The record is from RefSeq and is a predicted model, not a curated record. The coding region runs from base 1 to 564 and encodes 187 amino acids. NCBI's taxonomy places the organism in Eukaryota, Fungi, Ascomycota, Sordariomycetes, Glomerellales, Glomerellaceae. The transcript is spliced from 2 exons.